This is a messenger RNA of Porites lobata, 13597 nucleotides long. The record is from the annotation of a GenBank genome assembly. Lineage: Eukaryota; Metazoa; Cnidaria; Anthozoa; Scleractinia; Poritidae.
AUGGCUGUCCCCAAAGCGAAGGGCUAUCGGCCAAGAUGCUUCUUUGAUGUUCAAAUAAAUGGAUCUCCAGGUACGAAACGUUAAAUUCCUUGGAUUAAAUGUUUGCAUUGGUUGCUGUUUUUCAAAAUUUAAUUUAUGAAGUCACUUGGGAAGAGAAGCGGCUGAAAUUCAGACUAUAACUCUCAAUAAUAUGGAAAUAAUUAUAAGCCUAUUAAAGCUUAUAAUAUAUAGAUUUAGCCAGGGCUAAAAGCGAAGCUCCCGUUAAUAAAUUCAUGAUUUAAAUCAAACAAUAAACUUGUAAUCCACAGAUCAGGGCACAUUUUUUUGAAUUUUGAGGCAAAGGCUGAGUGAUUUUAGAGAAAAAUCAGAAAUUGACAGUCCAAGAGAGAAACAAAUUUUACAUCAAGUUAUUUGUACACCGAAAAAUAGCAAUCAUGUUCGAUCACAGUAGAUUAGGCCUGAAAGACAAAUAUACCUAUUCGUGCAUUGUAUUUGCAUUAGCUGUAGCAUCAUAAUGUGGCAUUCACCAGUCUCUCCAACAUUGCUCCGUUAGAGAGACUAUGGAUAAUUGGACAACCCCGAAAUAUAACUUUAAGAAACACAUGCGCCACGAUAGUCCUUGGUGGCAGCCAAUUUACACGUUGCAUUCCUCUGUCUAAAAGAGAGGCCAAAAUAAAAAUCAGGCCGGAUUUUUUGUGUUCGACAAGUUUAGUUUACUAGUAAAUCUUGGCGACGAAACUGGUGGCGGGUAAACCAGCCUUUUAAACAUACUUUUUCUCAUCAAGUCUCAGGUAAACAGUACACAGACCUCGGACAGAAUUUGUUCUUAUUUGCCCUAUUUAAACCUAUAAUUCUGCAGUUUUUCACAAUUUUGCAAGAGAAUUUGCACUCAUUCAAUAUCCACGACGAUCAAAGCACGCGCUUCCUUUGCACAACAAAUUAUAGCAUUGAAUUAUAAAACGUUUUCUGUUAGAAAAAUCUGGUCCUAUGCGAUAUGCGGGGUAAUAAUUAUGGGCUUUUAAUAAAAACGAUUAAAAAAAAUUCCCAAAAUCACUUUUCGGCCAGCCGGACGGGUUCUCACUUUUGACAGGCACCAAAUUUGCCGUGCGAUUAAUAGAGUUACCAUUAAGGCUUCAACAUGAUAGAGAAAUUGUUAUGUUUAAGUUUUAUUUCCCUUUAUUCAUUAAACUGUGUAUGAUUUUGUUAUGUGUAAUCUUUAAAAGCGAGUGAUAUUUACGCGCGGCCUUAUGUUCGACUGGAAACAACCGGUGCAGCGAUGAAAAUUGCGAGAGGGACUACUAACAAUCAAUAAAAUAAGUUUAAUUCGGUGAAACAUGUACAGAGACAAUAAUUUUCAUUCACGAAGAGAAGUAUUGAUAGUAAAGUGUCUCAGAAAAUCAUGAGUCAGGCAAGCAUAAGCUUAUUUAUGUUUUAAGCCGGGUUCCCAGUGUUCGCUCUCUUUCAAGAUGAACUCGAGGCAAGAAAAUCGCUCAGAGCUUUCUGUUUACAGCCAAAAUCAUAACUAAAUAAUCUUCGGAACCUUUUCUUUAAAUUUGAGGGUCAAAAAAUGUUUAAAGGCUUUUUAAACCUGAUACUAUUGUAGUUUAGAUCAUUGUUCGUGUUUUAACUUAAGCCGCAUAAACCAUACGCUCGACUUCAGGAAACCGAAAAAACAAAAAAACAUCAAAAACAAUAAUGGCUCAGGCUUACCAGUCGAGAUGCUGCUUCUGAAGUUCAUCAAGUGUUCCAGAAUCGCCUGAGACUUUUCAACCUUCUUACGCCUCAAGCAAGGGCAAGUGAGUUAGCUCAUUUUUGAAAACGAUGCCAUCCGAAAUCGGAUUUCCAAUGACUUUGACAAGCGGUGCAUUUGUCAACAAAAAGCGCAAUAAACAAACCAGCCACGAGUUACAGAACAAUCUUGAUAGCAGCUGUAUUUCAUUUUGUACACCAAGUAGAAAAAGACAGUUUAAAACAUCACAAGAUGACACAAAACUCUCUCAGCUCCAGCUAUCAGUAAGCAAGUUUCCAGACGCUGCAAAAAUUUUGCGCAUAAACUCAUCUGUCAAAUUUUGACCAAUCAGAACAUAAAAAUUGGACGUAGAGCGUGAUCAACGCGUGACAGUGAGAAAAGUCAAAAGCGAUUGCCUUCCCUGAUGUAAAUGUAAAAGCCGGUUGAAUUUUCGUGUCCGAGAUCAGUUCGAAAUCAACAUUUUAAAAGUGCGGCUAAUGAAACACGACUUAUUUCAUAUGCAUUUUAAAAAAAUUGAACUUGAGCCUGCGAUCAUUUGAAAAGUAGCAACUUGUCAGCGAAUACCUUCAAAAUAUUACUCGAACUCAGAGGGUCGAUACCUGAGCCCACGAUACGGUCAGGCGAUACUGGUCAGCAGAAACACUGUUUUGACAGCUGUCAAUUAAUCAAAACAUGGAUGUACAAUAUCAGGUUGCAGGCUCCCAAACUAGCUAGAAAGUGUGAGAUUAAACAUUGGUAUGCCUGUGGUGCGGACGGACGAAAGGUCGGGUGGUCAGUGUACGGUCACGUGAUUGCCGAAUUUUCUAGGAUGGAUAGAUUUUCUAUAAAGCUAUGGGGCUUCGAAUUAAGCCCGUGAUCAAAUAAAAUUUCAGCGCAAAACUUUAAACACUACGUGACCUCAAUAGAUAGAAAAAUGAGCCCGCGAUCCACUCGGGUGAUAAUGGUCAGCGUAUACUCUAGUUUGACAGCUGUCAAUUAACCUUCAUUAGAAGGGCGAAUAUUCGAAUUAACAGACUACGAGUGUGAGUGGGACAUUUCCGUCCGGCAUGUAGAGGAAAAUGAUCGUGUACCUGAGCGAACCUGAGCCCUCGUUAUUAGUUUUCUGAUAGCGGUCUGUACAUGUCCCAUUUUGACAGCUGUCAAUUGACCUUAAUUUGGCCGGCCAAUGUAACUUUAAACGACUGUCAGCCAACUGACAGCCUUGCCCGGCGUAGUUUCGUUUUUAUGUUGAAUUGGUAAGUGUGACAUAUUAUAUCAGGUUAUAUAUAGGGGCAAAACGACUGGUCUUUUAUCUGAGCCCGCGAGACGGUCAUGUGAUAAUUGUCAGCGGAUGUCUGAUUUUGACAGCUGUCAAUCUAAUCGUAUUCAUACGGAUGGCUUACAUAACUAAGAGGCUAGUCAAGCUGUGCAAGAUCUAUUGUGACAUUUGACAUCGGCUUACAUGAAGUGUGUGUACGGACGGGCGUACGCUACGUCAUAACCAAAUUUUCUGGGAUGGAUAGUUUACCAAAUUUUCUUACCCAUGGUGCUCCGCUGCGCGCGCGCUUUGCGCGCGCGGGAGCUCCGCUAUUAAGUUUAAUAUAGCAGAAGUUUGAUUCUUUGAUUUUAAUCAAUUUCUAUAAUUUUAAACUUAAAUCAAUAUGGCUGUGCAGUAUUGGUUAUGAAUGUUUACUUCUCUUGAUUAAUGAUGUGAGCCUUAAUGUGUUAACACUGGGAUAAUCUAAUCUUUUUUAUGGAUUAUUUUGGCUAAUUAAUUUAAAUCAAUAAGGUUUCCAAUGAGCAACCUCAGUCUGCUUGUAAGAUAGAAAGAGGAGUAGGUGGGUAGAAAGGAAGACUGGUUUGAAAGAACUUCAAAUCUAAAACUCUUAAAUUUUGCUUGAUUUAAGAAUCAAUUUUGCAUUCUUUGUAGCUGGCAGGAUUAUUUUUGAACUGUUUGCUGACAUCUGUCCUAAGACAUCUGACAACUUUAGAGCAUUGUGCACAGGUAGGGAAGUAGGUAUUAAUGUAGAUACAUGUGCUACCACUGCCACUACCAACUAUUAUAUUAAUAUUAAUAAUAAUAGUAAAAAUGAUCAUGAUAGUGUUUUAGAGUUGAGAUCAGUUGAUGCGUGGUUGGCCAUAUACUCACUCGUAAGUGGGAUGGAGUCAUAAUAUUAAAUUCAUGGUCACUUCAUUUUUUUCUUUAUUUUACUAGUGCAUACAUACAUACACACAUACAUACAUUUUAUUUGUAUUUUAAGAUUGAAGCACUAUUGUAACAUACCCCGCCUUGGGUAGCUAUGCUAAUCUAGAGGGGUCCUGUUUUCAGGAAACAAAUACAACUAAAAGUAAUAACAGUGUUACAGAUAAGAGAUGGGUCUCGUGUCAAUGACGCGACAAAUAAGGCUUCCUGACCCAACAGAUGACGUUUAAGUAUUACACUGUAAGUUUAAUAUAAUGAAAAAAUUUAGCAGGUGGUCUUGGUGACCCCUCUGAUGGUCUACAUGACCCCCCUCUUGAAAUAAUUAACUGGAACACUGAAUAAGAGGCCUAAAAAAAUGCCAGAAUUGACAUAAUGACUGGAGACUACUGAAAAACUGAUGCAAUAGUACAUAGUGUUAUGAAAUUGCUGAACUCUUAAGGAAAUUAAUGGCUAUUUUUUUAAGUGAUAAAUGUGACAUUUCAUGGAAACUUUAGACAAGAUUUUUGGGAUUAACUUUGAACCUGUUUUUUUAGGAGAAAAAGGUUUAAGCAGGACUUCUGGGAAGGCUCUUCACUAUAAAGGAUCAGGGUUCCAUCGAGUUAUCAAGGAUUUUAUGAUUCAAGGAGGAGACUUUACUAAAGGUACUUUUAUUUUUAUAUCAAGAUGGUAAAUGAAAAGGCGCACUUAAGCUAAAGGCUCAGAUGGCCGGAGCUUUUCCUGGUUUCCUCAGCAUAAAGCAUGCCUAGGAGUAUUGCUACCCCCCUCCCCCUCACCUUGGACAUAAUCGCUGGGUUACCCUCCAGCAGUAUGUCACCUGUGCCCAUUUAUACACCUGGGUGAAGAGAGGCCGAGUGGAGUAAAGUUCCUUGUCUAAGGAAACAAUGCAGUGGGUGACUUUAAACCACAGACCUCCAGAUCCAGAGUUUGAGGUGUUAACCGCUUAACCACACAUAUCAAGAUGGCUCAAAUGGACUUUUCAGAGUUAGAGCCUUAAAGGGAACCUCCACUCUUACUACAGAAUAAGUUUUAAUCGAAUAAAAUUAUGUUGAUAAACAAAUUUGUUCGAAAUUUGUCUUAAAAAAAGUGUUUAUAUCAGGAAAAGUGAAUUUUAAAAUCGCUUAUUUUCACUUUCAAAUUUCGCGGGUGCCGCCAUCUUGAAUAAUUGUGACGUGUUACGGUUGCUCUAUUGUUCUGACACAAAGAGCUUUUGUUUAAUAACCAUAGGACAACCAUUACACGUCACAAUUAUUCAAGAUGGCGACGCCCGCAAAAUUUGAAAACAAAAAUAGGCGAAUCUAAAAGUUAUUUCUUUCGGAUACAAACGCUUUCUUUAAAAAUAUUUUCGAUUGACUUGACUGUAACAGUUAUUUCCUGUGAUUUAAAGUUAUCUUUUUGUUGAAGUGGAGGUUCCCUUUAACUAUUGUCAUUAACAAAGAUGCUGGAAAACAGUCUCCUUUAAUAGCUGUACUAUUACGUAGGAAUUUGUUGUGACUGAUGUUAUUUUGACACAAGAGUUUUCAUCACAAUGUGUAAGUGGCUUGUAAGUGUGCCUAACUGUAGUUUUUGCAAAAGCAGUUGCGGAUUGUUGCAAUGAAACCUUUUUUUGAUGUAUAAACGGUAGGUUCUAUAUCUUUACUUACAUUGAUAAGAUCUUUUUGUGAGAGUUGUGAGGGAGAGGUUUUGUAACAAGAACAGCAGUUUUUCACAGAGUUUUUAAAAGCUACUGACUAUUAACACCUGAGGCAAGGUGCUUGUUACUUUUCAUUUGCGUAUCAGAUAUUUUUUUGAUCUGUAAAACAUGUACUACAUCAGUCUUCUAGGUAACACUAAGCAAACUUUUUCCUUGGUUUCUCACUGGAUGUGUGUCAAUAAUUUUUUGCCAAAAAUUGCCGCUUCAAUGAUUCUUGCACUACGCGAUUCUAGUAGCGUGAUGAUAAUCACAUAGUCUGCGACAAGAUUCUCAUUGCGCAGGAAACGAGACAUGACUGGUAACUUACUUUUGAGCGGUACUGUUUGUCAUGUGCUGUACAAAUCAUUCUUUGCAACCCUUUGAUCAAUUAGAGCAUGCAUUUAAAAUUUGUGACGUGAUAAAAUAAAUUAUAAUUUUUCUAUUAUUUUGUCUAUCACAGGAAAUGGGACUGGAGGAGAGUCAAUUUAUGGUGGCACAUUUAAUGGUUUGUAGCUUCACAGUAUUAAUCUCAACAACAGGACGUGCACUUAGAAUCAGAUUUGUAGUUGUAAAAAUUGAAGAAGUGCAAUAAUGAAGAUCCAAGGGACUGGCGAAAUAUGUUAAUGUCUCUGAUCCUUUACAAUGCAUGUUAAACACAAAGUAAUUUAAUUAUUAAACAAAUAAUGAGAAGUUGGCCUUAAAUGGGGGAGCACUGCCUUGCGCUAGGUUAGCCUGUGCGACUUCCAGCGAUGGCGUGACCAAAGAACCUCACUUAUCUCCCUAGCACUACGAGCGUACCGGUUUGCAGGCAAUAUUAUUAAACAGCAAUGCAGCCAACAAGCAUGGGGGAAGUCACUCCACAGACUUAAUUGCACCUCCAAGGAGUGUCUCUAGUUUAUUUGAUGGCAUAGCACAAAACAAAGCCCAUACCUUGAUCGUCUCCAAAGGGAGGGAGGGAAAAAUUUUACACGAUUAGUAUACUGAGCACUUAAACCUUGCUGAACAAUGGAACCCAAGUGAACUCUGAACAGUUGUUCUUGGCUUUUAUAGCCAGACGAAUGUCUGCUGGCAUAGCCAGUAGAAAAGGCUGUACUACAAGACCACUCAGCAUUACACAUGCACACUCUUAGCCAUGAAUAGUGGUUUCAAAAUACUGGCCAAUGCUGUGGCUCGUAGUAGCCUGCUUAAGACAAGAAGGCCGUAAAGUUCUACACUAGAAUAAAAUGCAUCUUAGAGCUUGCUGAACUUGACAACUACAUUUUACUGGUGUUAUUUUCCAUUAUUUUACUAUUACUGGGUUUAAAAGAAAAUCGUUCAUUGUAUCGAGGACUUCAUUAUAUCAAGGUUCUACUGUUCUGCAAUGACUCUUAUCUCAGGGCUGUGGCUAAAAUUUCAAGUUGCUGGGUAAAUGCAGUUACUAGAAGGGGAAUUGUACUGAGCUGUGUAGGAAUUAGUUCUUUUGGUUCUGUUUUCUUUUUGUUUCCUAUAAGAGAAGCCAGGGCUUACACCCAUAGUACCCAGGUAAAAUCCCCGGCCCCCAGCUCAUAGUGACAGCCCUGUAUCUUCCACUGAACUUACACCUCAUGCAAAUCUGUGUCUUACAAUUUAUUAUCUUUUACACAAGACGUUCUCAGCUUUUGAUUGGUUUAUAUUAAUCUGUCAGCUAAUAAUUCAUCUUGCUCAUGAUGUGGAGAAUGAAACAAUGUUAUGCAAUAUUGGAUUAUGUAAUAACAUUACAGAUCUCAGCAUUUAAUGACACUCUUAUUGAUCUUCAUUUAACUAUAACAGUAAAAAGGGCUUAAUUUGCUUACUGAUACUAAGCAAAUUACGCCCUUUUUCAGGAAACCCUUAAUUUAUUAUUAAUAUUAUAAAGCUGAUCUAAUAGUGUAUAUUUUUAACUGCUUAUCUAAUUAAUAUAAUUAUGAAAAUAAUUAAGUUUUUUGUUAACUGGGGCUGAAACUUAUGAGAAGUACAAACAUGUAAUUGUGAUAACUGCAGUGAUUUGUUUGUCAUAUUAAGUUUUUCAUUUUUUUUGUUUUCCCUAUAACAGAUGAAGGAUUCCCUCUUAAGCACGAGACGGCAAUGUUGUUGUCCAUGGCUAACAGAGGUCCUAACACUAAUGGUUCUCAGUUUUUUAUGUAAGUAUUUGAUCUUUUAAGAGAUAGAAACCACCCUAUAAAUUUGAAACCAAGUAUAAAAUUCAACUGCAUCAUGCAUGUAGAUGUGUAGUAUAAGUCAGGUCCUGAUCACUCAAAGAUUGGAUACAUGUAGUGCUAUCCACUGUAUAAAUAUUAUUAAUUAUCACUAUGGAGUGGUUAGAGUGUCAUGAAAUCCAAUUGCCUUGCCCUCUGGAUAGUAAUUUACCUGAUGAAUAGCGUUACCCACCUUCUGAGAAACUGGCCACUGUUAACUUAAUUACGCUGGCAAAAAUGGUUCAGUUCUUUUUUAAUUUCCUGCUGUUGUCUAAUUUUCCCCUCCUUUAAUUCUCAAUUCCUUCCUUUUCUCAAGGCCCCAGGUUCAAGUUUAAAAGAGGGUUUAUGUUCUUCAAUGUAUCAACUUGAUAAUAUUAAUCUCUAUCCAGUCGUUGAUCCAGUUGUUUCCCUAAUUAAUGUUUAUCCACUGGAUAUUAAUUUAUCUGCUAAAUAGAACCUGAUCCAAGGAGUGAACAACUUGGGCCAGAUUUCAGGUCUUCCAACUGGCAUCUCUGUGAUACAUAACAAUAUUGUAGUGUGAAUAAAGACAAAGUUUUAAUGUUUUAAGUUUUUAUAGUGUGUUUAUUUUGCUUUUCACAGAACAACUCAGCCUGCCCCACAUCUUGAUGGGUAAGUUUUCUUUUAACUUGAUUCAGCUGUUAUUACUGACAGAAAGGAAAUUUCUGUUCGCAUUACGACAUUAUUGAUACUGACAAGACAGUGUUUCACAUGGUUUUAUUGUUUCAAUUUCAAUACACAAAUAAAAAAAGGGCAUCAAAUAUUGCGAUAUUAUUUUUCAAACAUCUGAAUUUUUAAAAGAUAUCAAGAUAAACUGUAACGAACAAAAUGCAUAUUAACAUUAUUCCACAACAGAAUAAAAAUUACCAGUAAAACUAGUUAAUAAUAUUAUUUUGUUGUCGAUACACCUAGGCUCUACAGUACAAACAGCUGUUGUUAUUAAAUCUUAAUUGUUUUUAUAUGAUUUGAAUUUUCUAUGGGUAUUAAAUUAAAAUUUUGCAUGUUUUCUUUUCGUGAGGAUAUUUAUUGGCAAAAACAAAUUCGUGAAAUAAAAAAGAUGCUAAGUUAAGUAAUGAAAUUGUACAUGACUUGUAUACAUAUGCAUUUUUGUUUGUUGCAGUGCCACUCAAAAGCAAGUCACAGAUCAAUGAUUUCCCACACUUCAACAAUGUUGCUCUUGCUUAUAUUGUGGUAUAUUUAUUUUAUUUGUAGGAUUCAUGUGAUAUUUGGCCAAGUAUUGCAAGGUCAGGAAAUAGUGUCAGAGAUAGAGAUUCAAAGAGUUGAUGACAAGAGUAGGCCCCUAGUGGAUGUAAAGAUUAUUAACUGUGGUGAACUUAUUCCAAAAGCAAAGGCUAAAGGUACAGGAUAUGUCUCCAUAGACUAAAUUUAUGUACAGAACUGUGCUCUAGCAGCAGUGCUGCCCGCUGACCCCUGGCAUCAUACUUUAGCUCUUGGGUGAUGUCUUACUGUUAUUUGUUAACUUUCAGCUGCAGAGAAGAAAGCCGAAAAGAAAAGAAAGAAAUCUAAGCGACAUUCUGACAGCAGUUCCUCAGAUACUGACUCUUCAUCCAGUUCUGGAUCAGAAUCAGACAGUGAUCAGUCAUCAAUUGAUAAGCAGCAGAAAAAGAAACGCAUAAAAAAGAAAAGAAGAAAAAAGAUGAAUGAGUCUGUAAAACGCAAGGACAAGAAGAAAGCAAAGAAGAAAAAGAAAGAAAUAAAAGACGGGUAAGGGGCUGUAACUACACCACUGUACAUGGAAUAAAAAUACAUCAAUACACAAACAUUUAAUAAAUACACACCGGUACAAAAAAUGCAAAUAUGAUAAUUUUGAAUACUGUGAGUAAAAUAAUUAAUGACUUAAUUAAAACAUGAAUGCAUAUACAUAUAAUGUCAAAAAUUAACAUUGUUUGCAAAAAGUACGGCAUUCAUUAAUUCAUUCAUCACACUCAAAUGACAACAUGUACAUGUAGAUAGAUUUAGUUGAGUAGCAAAAAGCACUGAUAGAGCCACUGUGCCGAGUGCAGAGCAUAACCAUGGCAACCAACAUGUUGAAUUUCAAAGAUGUUGAGUGAGUAAGGGCAAGUCAAAGGGGUCAAAGAGGUCAAAGAGGUUAGGGAGAAAGUAGCCUGUCAUAGGAAGCCUUUUUUUGUGGUUUCAGAGUAAAGAAAGACGAAGGAAUGUCAUGGAACAGGAUUUUUGGUUUUGGCCGCAGCAAAAAAGGAACAAGAGCAAACUCUUGCUAUGCAGGCUAGGGAGAAAGAAGAGAUCACAAUAUACAUGUAUUAUUUUUUCUCUCAUACCCCCCCCCUCGCCUCUUACUACCUUUUUCACCCCACACCUACCCGAGGGUUGCUAUUUCUACUCUGCCCUGUCUUUCUCAGUGAUCAAAGAUGGCAGCCAUGGCAAUGCAGACAAGCCGUUUUUGCCCACCUAAAAAUUUGGCUGCAUUGCUGGCUUGCCUGAGAGUACUUACACAUACCUCGCACUAACUCACGGUUAUCUUAACCCAGCUUUGAACAAACAGGGCCAAGUAAGUGAUAAGAAAAGGAAUCUGUGGCUACAUUUGAGGUCCCAUAUUACAUAAUAAUGUUGCUUUUACGUCCCCUUCCCUGUUAGUGAAAUAUUGACACUAAUAUUAGCAAUCAAUUUGAAUUCCAGUCCAGGAAAUGAUAAACCAAAGAGUUCUGAACCUUUUAGUUCAGUGGCUGUGGAUGAGAUCCCAGAUGUUCCCAAUAAUUCUUUUCUGUUGAGAAGAAGCCACACCCCCUCCCCUGUCAGGGAAAAGAGGCUUCAGCAGGCAAAAAAUAGGUAUGUUUCCUCUGAGGUACACCUGACCUUAAUCAUUUCUACGAGAGUUGGGCUCAUUCCCUUUUCGGUGCAUAAUUAUCGUGAAUUAGGAUUUUUUGAGCAUGUAAGUCCAUACUAAAUUUGCAAUGAUAAAUUUUGCCCAAGGCAAAGCUCUUUCUUUGUUCAAAGCUCUGAGGUAUAUACUAAUAAAAUUAAUUGUGACAUACAAAAGUACUUUGGAAUGGCAACACAACUAGAUUUCAUCCACAGACUCAAAACUAAGAAGUGCAUUUCAUCCAACGUGCCUGAUUACACACUAAGGAAAUGGUACCAUGUGAAUUACUACUGACGGAAGAGGUUUCAUUUGAAUGGUCACACCAUAGGAUUUCAUCCACAGACUCAAAAAUUAAAACUACAUAGUACCAUGUGAUAGCACUGCUCAAUUGAUUCUGAUGGCAAAUGGUUCAGAAAAAGUUGUUCAGAUGUUGAGAGAUAGAUGGCAGCAGUAUCUUCAAGUUGUUUAUAUUAUUUUCUGUUUGUAUGACCACAGGAAAAGUAAGUCUCCUCCAGGGUAUAAAGCUCCGCCUCAAAGUAAUUCACAGGAAAGGACCAGGGUAUGUACACCUGCUGAAAUGAUAUUGUUUGGGAGAUCAGUAGACCUUAUUUCAUUGUAUCCACCAUCUUCGCAUGCACUUCGGGACUGAUUAAUCACGUAACAUCGCAUUUAUCCCAUCAACCCUUGAACGCGUGCAAAGAUGGUGGUUGUUGUGAAUAAGGUCCAUAUCUUUAACAGAAAAUAUCCACAAUUAUUAAUAAAACAAUUACAUCCGAGUCUCUUGGUUCUUAAAAUGAACCUCGGAUUCUGUGGGUAACUGUUUGUCUUUCUUUUAACACAGUUAUAAAACUUUUUACCCUCUAUCAUUUAUCUCUGUCUGUUUUUCUUAUCCGCAGGUUUCCAGGUCAGGAAGGAUUCUACGAGGACGAGGAAAUAUGGUGAGGAAAUUCCCAGGGUAUUAGUUUAACCUUUCUUACGAGAAAAACAAUACACCAUGAGAAAAGGAAAUCACCAACUAAUGAAUCAUUUACAAGCGGUCAGGAGACAAGACAAAGCAAAACACAUCUCUGAAAACCCACUUACAGUGUACCCCCUCCCCCUCCCCCCCCCCCUUCCCCCUUCCGCCCCUCUAAGCAAAGAGCCUGGCCCGAGGCUACUCCAUCGGUUUGAAACAGAACUUAAUCACGUGAUUUUUAUUUUUCAGCGGUAUCGCACACCCCCGCCUUCUUCUCCGGAUGAAACGCGGAACAUUUCGCGCCGUUUUUCUCCACCUUUGGUGGCUCGGUCAAGGUCUCCACGCAGGCGUACAAGGUCUCCUAUGCGUCGUGCACGAUCACCAUUUAGACAGUCGAGGUCUUCUCGAGAACGUUCUAGAUCUCCCCGUCGACGCUCGAAUUCUCCUCGCAGACCCCCGAUGUCUUCUCGAAGACGCUCGAAGUCUCCACAAAAACAAUUAAAUUCCUCACAGAGACGCUCGCUGUCACCUGAAAGAGCCCCGAUUUCUUCUCGACGACGGUCGACGUCCCCACGAAAACACUCAAAUUCCCCACAGAGAUGCUCGCCGUCUCCACGGAGACACUCUGGGUCUCCGCGACAACGCUUGAGGUCUCCACGAAGACAUUCGAAGUCCUCACGAUCACAGUUACUUCAGAGAACAGAUAGCAAACAGCAUAUGAAAGACCGUGAAUCAGCGGAAAGAAAAAUGAAACAGAGCUACUCAGGAAAAGAUGGUAAAAGCAGUGAUAAAUUUGCAACAGUUGAAACACGAGGUGAAAGGAACUCAAAUGAUGAAAAAGCUAACGAAUGUUCACGUACAAUUGAAGAGCGCUUUCCAGAAAGGCGACGGGAAGAAGAGGAAAAGACCUUUGCAAAUGAAGGCUAUGCAAGGUCAAAGUUUGCUUCAAUCAAUGAAACUGGCAGACACAGGAGAGGAGAAAAAACUAGCAGUAACAGCGACAGUGAGGAAUUUGAACAAGAAGGUUGAGACAUUUUGUAGAGAUUGGAAAACCAUAGCCAUCUUGCGCAUAAAGAAGACACCAGGGACAUACGGAAACCAAGUUCAUACUUGAACGGUGACGAGCAGACAUGGAGAAGCUUAGCUCGUGAUUAUGAGUUUGAAGAAGGUCAUGGAACUUUGGAGGCACAAAGUUAUGCACCCAUUCCAUUAAGCAAAGAACGUGAAAAUAACCGAGAACGUCUACAAUCUCGCGGUAAAAAUAACGAUGAACAGAUUUCUCCAAACGAAGAAAGCGCAGGCAGUGAACAAGAGGACAAACGAGCUUUCCUUCAGGGUGAAGGAAGGUUUAAACAUCAGGGUAUCUCAGAACGUAAAACUGGUCGUCAACAGCGCAGUAGGAGUUUUGAUAGACGCAGAAGCAGCUCUCAGGAGAGUGACCGGAACCGGAAGUCGCGUCAUCACCAUCGUCGUCAUCAUCAUCGUCAUCAUCAUCAUCGACACCAUCAUAAAAGAGACGCGAGGCAAUCGGAAAGAAACAUUGUCGUGUUCGAGAAAGAUCAGGACAGUUCAAGUGACUGACUUAACUGCUUGUAAACUUCUCAAAGAUCGGUGAGAUCGUGAACGUAAACAGCACUUCAAUUUUCAAUGUACAAUAUUUUGUACGUUUCUCUGUAGGAACAGUCGAAAACGACACUAAAACGUGCAAAAGGAAGUUAUGUCUUGAGACAAAUAAGAAACGAACUCACAUCCGUUCAAACUUUUUCCAAGUUUUCCGAAGCUUUAAUUCAAACCCCUGUCUAAAGAGAGAAGAACAGGCAUUUAUUCAUGACUUAUCCUUUAACGACAUAUUUAUUGUCUUUCAUACUUGCAUCAAUUUUCCCUUUUGGUGGCUACUUAUCGUAAACUGCCGCUUCUACAUCUUGGUAAGGGGUUUUAGGAGGGUUUAUAAACGGAGGGGCUUACAUCCGAGGGAGCUUAUCACAAGAC